This is a messenger RNA of Somion occarium, 2132 nucleotides long. NCBI's taxonomy places the organism in Eukaryota, Fungi, Basidiomycota, Agaricomycetes, Polyporales, Cerrenaceae. The record is from the annotation of a GenBank genome assembly.
AAUCAGUUUGGGAAUACUGACGGUCUUAAGGCACAGUCAGACAUAGUCUUGAAGUCUAUCUGCGCAGGCUAAAUACCGAGGAUCUCCGCGUUCUUGAAGUUGCUUCAAGUUGAGCGUCUCACAAAUACAUAGUUGUCCAUAGGCGCUAAACAGGACGGCCAUUGCCGACCUGCAUAUGAGGGGGGAAUUAUUGCUGUCUGUCCGCAUCCAUGUAGAUGGCUUUCACACUACGGCGACGGAGUCUUGUACGUAUCCUCCUUCUGGUGGCUUUCGCUCUUUUAGUUCGACUCUUUAUCGUCUCUCCCUCUUCCCCGGCCUCCUCAGUUGCCGCCUUCUAUGCCUCAGAUCCACAGGAGAUACGCAAGCAAGGCGUCCUAGACCUUGUCACCCGUGCAGAGAAAGGCCUCGAUGCUAGGAAACACAAGUUCCUCCAAGUGCGUAUGGGGAGGGACGAACGGGAGGAUUUGUUUGGUGAUGUGAUUCGGGAUGGUACGCUGGACUAUUGGGAACGCUUCCAAAAGCCAUACAUGACUGGACGUGAUACAGCUCAUAUGGAUGCCCAAGGCGUUCUGUCUUCGAUAGAGCAACUUCUCACUUUGAACGGUUGGGUUGCUGGUCUAUGUCCGACUCUUAGUCGACCAUUCGGUCAGAACAAGUAUGAAAGAGCCUACGACGAGCUCACGAAAGAUGGGCAACUUUACUACAUUGGACUUAUCAUCCAUUCUGCCGACCAUUUCCUCGUCGACCAGCUGGCCGUAAUCGUACAGCUCACCAAACGUCUGGGCACAUCUAACGUCUUUGUGUCUAUGCUGGACUACGAUUCAUCAGAUUCUACUGCCACCCUAACGGACCUGUGUGAAGCCGCCCUUACUCUACUUGGUAUUCCGUUCAGGAUUAGGAGGGUACCAGGCAUGACUGCUGACCCUACCGCCGCUUAUUACCCAUUGGAGGAAGCGCACACGCGGAAUCUCGCACUAGAGCCGUUACAUGAGCUGCUGGAGAAACGGAAUAUUCGUUUCCAUCGUGUUAUCUGGCUUAAGGGCUUCACGUGUCCCAGUGACAUUCUUGAGACGAUCAAAAUCAGUCUUGUGAACGAAGCUGCCAUGGUGUGUGGAAUGGAUUGGGCGGAGCACAAUGGGUUCUUCAUCUUCUCUGACCGAUGGCGGACGCGUGACAUUAACGGUGAUCAAUUCCGUCAAUCUAAAUCAUCCUCACUCGAUUCUGCUUCACUUACUUCCGUCCCGCCUCGAGAGAAAGUUGCCGCCCAACGUUAUUCUCAACAUCUCCCCUUCCAAGUUUUCUGCUGCGAAGCCGGUACACACGUCGUUGACCCUGCUCAGUCGUAUUAUGCUGGAAUCGCUUACCGAGCCAGUACGGACUUCCACAAUGCUACUCUAACACACGACCAGAAACCACCACGACCAGAUUCCAAAUGCCUUGAUAGCACCCAGGCGUGGUUCUGUCGAGACUUGUGGGUUGCAAAGGCCAAAGAGGGUAUCAAGGAAGUUGACGCUGAACUGGAGCCUCCUGCACCGAUAGCCAACGUCAGGCGAUCGAUCCAAGUACGUGCUGAUGAAGAGAAGGAGAAGGCGGGAAGACCUGCCGCUGCCGAUGAUGAUAUUGGUCCACCGAAGGCUCAACAGAAACAGGAUGUUGACGCGAAUGCUGGCUCCGAUUUCGACGCAUCUGACCUGCCUCUCGCCGACCCGCCACCGGCCGAUGAGUCGAGACUUACGAUACCUAACGGUGUGUUCCUACCUGCUAGGAUUAUGGUCAACCCGAGGUGUGUUACUACGUAUGCUGGUGUGAGUCAUACGAGGCUAGCACUAGAUUUGUUUGGACCUCCGGAUCGGGAGGAUAAGGCCGAAGGGAAGGGUAGUGAUGUCUUGGAAGAUUGGGAAGGUGCACCGGAUACGUUCGUUUGCCAGGAACAACAGUGGGACAACUGGUGGACGACGUGCUGCUAAAAACCAGAGACGAUUGGGCUUCUCUAUACACCAAGAGUUGGAAGAAUCAUAUGGACAUAGUAAUGGACCCGUAUGAGUGGACUAUAAUGACGCUAGAUUUCCUUAGUUUUCUUUCUGUAAUGUAAUGCAUGGGAUAUUUGGAUGCUAUUUGCCUUCUCACUCUCC